Molecule: messenger RNA, 624 nt
Organism: Marchantia polymorpha subsp. ruderalis
Lineage: Eukaryota; Viridiplantae; Streptophyta; Marchantiopsida; Marchantiales; Marchantiaceae
Source: the annotation of a GenBank genome assembly
AUGAACGAUGUUUAUGAGGCCAUCAAAUAUGCCAAAAAAUAUUUAGAAGUAUCUCAUCACUUUCCCGGAGAAGUAUUGAAGAACUUCAAAGAAAAUCAAAAUCUCAGAAUAGAAUUGACAAGCGGCGAGCUUGGCAUCGAAGAGGGCGUUCUGUGGAAGUGGAAGACAGAGUUCGGAAACACUUUGCAAAGUUGUGAAAUUCUAGGCGCUGCCUCGUUAGUGAAGGGAACCGAGGUCGAAAAGAAGGGAAGCAAGUCUGAUGGCUCCAAUAAGCCAGGGUGCUUGCAGGUUAGAACAGACGGAAGCAGGAUCGGCGAAAGUUUGAUCCGCAUGCAGCCAUAUGAUAGCAGGAGUAUCCAUGCAUACUUUUUCACAGAUGAAGGCAUGAAGUUAAGAGUAGUUUGGACCAUCAGCUCUUUGAGCGGCGCUUCAACUCGACACUAUCUUCUUCAACACAUCAUUUUUGACCAUCCUACUCUAGAAAGUUUGGUAUUCACGGAUGCCGAUGGCCAGGGUAUGCUCUGCAUAAGCAAAGAGCAGCUGACUCAAGUUCCUGCAUUGAACGUGAAGCUAUGCAUUCUUGCCAAGCAGCGCAGAUAUCUCUUGGAAAUGAACUCGUUUUGA